UGGCCUCCGCUGCCGCAGCGGACCAAUGAGGUGCGGCCACGCGACCGGAAGGGGUGGGGCGAAGCCGGCGCGCGACUUCCUGUCAGUGGGGGUGAGGCGGCGGCGGCGGCAGCAUCUCGGGGCUCCGCGCUCCGCUCCCGCCGGGCUGGGCCGGGCCAUGUCGGCCAAGCAGGGCGGCCGGCAGCGCCGCCCCGGCAGCCACCCGCACUGCCUGGAGGCGCCGGCGCCGCUCGGGGCCGGCCUGGCGGGCGGGGAGGCCGAGGCGCUGCUGCUGCCGCCACCACCACCGCCGCCACCACCCGAGCUGGGCCCGGCGGCGCCGCGGGGGUGCCGCGCGGAGCUGGGCAGCGUGCUGCUGCUGCUGGCGCUGUACGUGCUGCAGGGCGUGCCGCUGGGGCUGGCGGGCAGCGUGCCGCUCAUCCUGCAGAGCCGCAGCGCCAGCUACACGGAGCAGGCCUUCUUCAGCCUGGUGUUCUGGCCCUUCAGCCUCAAGCUGCUGUGGGCGCCGCUGGUGGACGCCGUGUACGUGAGGCGCUUCGGGCGCCGCAAGUCGUGGCUGGUGCCCACGCAGUACGUGCUGGGGCUCUUCAUGAUCGGGCUGUCCCGCCGCGUGGACGCGCUGCUGGGCGACGGGCAGGGCCGCGGCCCCGACGUGGUGGCUCUCACCGCCACCUUCUUCCUCUUCGAGUUCCUGGCGGCCACGCAGGACAUCGCGGUGGACGGCUGGGCGCUCACCAUGCUGUCCCGGGAGAACGUGGGCUACGCCUCCACCUGCAACUCGGUGGGCCAGACGGCCGGCUACUUCCUGGGCAACGUGCUCUUCCUCGCCCUCGAGUCGCCCUCCUUCUGCAACAAGUACCUGCGCUUCCAGCCCCAGCCCCGGGGCAUCGUCACGCUCUCAGAUUUCCUGUUUUUCUGGGGAGCCGUCUUCUUGGUUACUACUACGCUUGUUGCCCUCUUGAAAAAGGAAAACAAAGAAUUAACACCAACAAAGGAAGAAACAAAAGGCAUCACGGAUACAUACAAGCUGCUCUUCUCAAUAAUCAAGAUGCCAGCAGUUCUCACGUUCUGCCUCCUGAUUCUCACAGCAAAAGUUGGAUUUUCAGCAGCAGAUGCUGUAACGGGACUCAAACUGGUGGAAGAAGGAGUACCUAAGGAGCACCUAGCUCUGCUGGCGGUUCCAAUGGUUCCUGUGCAGAUAAUAUUGCCUCUGAUUAUCAGCAAGUACACAGCAGGCCCCCAGCCGCUGAACACCUUCUACAAAGCGAUGCCUUUUAGGUUACUGUUUGGGCUGGAAUUUGCUUUUUUGGUAUGGUGGACUCCUAAAGUGAAACACGAAGGAGGAUUUCCUGUCUACUACUACGUUGUAGUAUUGUUGAGUUAUGCUUUACAUCAGGUCACGCUGUAUAGCAUGUACGUUGCAAUAAUGGCUUUCAAUGCCAAGGUUAGCGAUCCGCUGAUCGGAGGAACCUACAUGACACUCCUCAACACGGUGUCCAACCUGGGCGGGAACUGGCCGUCCACGGUUGCGCUCUGGCUCGUUGAUCCGCUCACGGUGAAGGAGUGCGCAGGGGCCCAGGGGCAGGCCUGCGGAACUCCAGCUGCUGCAGAACUCUGCACGAAAGCCGGCGGUUCCUGCGUUACUACCUUGGAUGGUUACUACGUGGAAUCUGUCAUCUGUGUCAUUCUGGGAUUUGCCUGGUGGUUCCUAUUCGGGCCCAAAUUAAAAAAGCUGCAGGAUGAAGGACAAUCUUCGUGGAAGUGCAAGAGGACCAAUUGAUGUGAUUGCAAUAUUGGACGGACUAGCCAGGUUAUUUUAGUUUUAUUACAGAGACACAUCCCAUAACCAAUGAACAGAAUAUAGGUAUUUUAAAUGCCAAGUUGCUGGAAAAAACGGGUGGCUGAGACAGUGGUAUGUGCGUGUGAUACCACUCGCCUUCCCAACAUGAGAACACAAGUUGAGACACUAAUGAGAAACGGCACCUGUGUGCUACGUGUCCCCAUGCUCUAGCUUCAGAGCCAUGGCUUCUGGUACAACCAACAUCCAAACUUUCCAUAUAGUAACUGUGGAAAAGCUGCUUGUGCCACGUUUACCUAAACAGCAGCAUUGUUAGCUGAGUUCCAACUGUUGAUUCCUGAACAGGCAGCUCUGGCACGGGCAGCUGACCUGGGGAAGGAUGUGAAAGGCAUUUUGACUUGUAGGUGAAGCACAUUGUACUGCGGAAUUCAUCGUGGGAAGAGAAAUGUAAAAUGUCCGUGGGCUUUGUUUCUUCUCGCUUCCUGGACUGUAACCACAUUUCAAAGGAUGAAAUAAUGUUUCAGAGAUUCUUUUAAAUGUAUUUUCAGGCUUUUAUAAGCUUUAAAGAUUUAUAAGAGAAUAUUUUUAUAAACAAAGCUACAUUUAAUUUAUUUCCUCUGUUUCAAAGCAUUUUGAUUUACAUUCAGGAUUCUUUCUUGAGGAAAAAUUGAUGUAAAGGAGGACUUAAGAGUAACGCACAAUACUCUGAGCAUUGAGUCCUGGAGGUGUAAACUGCGUAGUGUAGCAGCUAGCGCACAAAACACAGGCGUUGGAAGGAGAAGGCAUGCGGUCCUUCUGGAGGCAGAUGUUAUUUGAUGGAAUGAAGUGGUAGUGCUGGUUCCUCUGUCGCUAAAAUUUGAACAGAUUAAAGAUCAGUGUGGGGAAAAAAUGCCUCUCUUCCCAGCCAGGGGUAAGAAAAGAAGAUCAGUGCCUUUGAAAGUGCUCUGGUGAUGACAGACUUGCCAAAUUCCCAGUGAGUUGAUGUACAACUUGCUGUUGUGUAAUGCAAACGAGUUACAUCCUGUGGUAGAGCUGCUAUAGAAAUUUAUUUCUGAUCCUUGAUAGUGGAAAUUUCCUGUUGCAUUUAUCAAGAAUGACUUCAUUCCUGAGUGCCUUAGUGAUGUACAGCAAGUACACUGUACGCCUAGAGAAGGGGCACUUGUAUAUUGGUGGAUGUAUAUUGUACAUCAUUAUUAAAAAUAUAUAUGAAAAUACCUUUGAAAGGUACGUGAUUUUCUUUUCAGUUCUCUAUUUCUUGCCUUGUCAAUACUGGAAGUAUUGCACCAUGACCUUCAUGUUCCUAGCUCCUGGUGAGACAGGUUGUGGGGCUUUUGUUACUGUAUGCUUCAGCAAAAGGUAAAUUAUACCAGGGGCAGGCUGCAGGGGAGAUCACAUGUGCACAAAGCAUCUGUGUGACCUUGCGAGUAAGAAGGUGCUGGAAGAGGACAGUGACCAAAUGCUGCUUGGCUACUGGAGCCUGUUUGGCUCUUCUGUCCCUCCUCAAAGCUUCAGCCUUCAGCAGCUGGUAGGAAGCCAAGCCCAGGGCUGCAGCACCCAGCUGAUUUCCCCCGGCUGUGAUCUGUGGUCCAGCAGCAGCACACUCAGUUUGUUUCAAGGACAGCAGGAUUAGCAAAUCAAGCUGAAUAAAAGCACAGUUUUUACUCCCCAGGCUAAGUCUUCCAACUAUGUCUCUGCAUAAGCACAAGAGGAAUCUGAGACUUGUAGUCAGAAGUGGGUGUAUCUUUGCUACCAGAUUCAGUGUGCAUGAGGCAUUUUGGAUCUGUUGGUGCUAUAACAAGGAGCUGCGUAUUUCCAUAGCAGCUUGUCCAGACCUGGAGUGUUUUUUCAACCUCUGGCUUUGAGGGAGAUCUUCUAGGAAAUUAAAUUCAUAAAUGUUUUACAGUUGGCUUUUACUUUGCAAUUUUGUUUCAAUAUUUCUGAAGGUGCCAGUGUAACCUGUUCUAAUAAAAAUGCCUUGGGAAUUGCUGAAGUGAUACAUGAAAUGAUUUCAACAGCAACAUUAAACUCCAAUUGUUACAUGAAA
This is a messenger RNA of Anas platyrhynchos (mallard), 3842 nucleotides long. It is a transcript of the gene SLC33A1, whose product is annotated as solute carrier family 33 member 1. Gene Ontology annotation, molecular function: acetyl-CoA transmembrane transporter activity. The record is from RefSeq and is a predicted model, not a curated record. Gene Ontology annotation, biological process: acetyl-CoA transmembrane transport. NCBI's taxonomy places the organism in Eukaryota, Metazoa, Chordata, Aves, Anseriformes, Anatidae. Gene Ontology annotation, cellular component: membrane.